Messenger RNA from Pelobates cultripes (western spadefoot toad), 354 nucleotides. The record is from the annotation of a GenBank genome assembly. Lineage: Eukaryota; Metazoa; Chordata; Amphibia; Anura; Pelobatidae.
AUGGCUGGUGAUGAGAAGACCAAGAUUGUCCGGGAGAGACUCUUCCUAUAUGGGCCAAACCCUUCUCCGGAGCUGGUCCAACAGCUAAUGGCUGAGGCGGAUGCUGAUAUCCAGGCAGCCAGAGCACACAAACUCAGCCUGAUUACAGCUCAGCGUGCCACUGGACCAACAACAACGAUUACCCCUUCAGAGAUCACAGGGAAACGAAAGAUAGCGUUCGCGGCUUUCAAGUCCUUCCUGGAGAGCGAAGUGGGGAUCAAUGAGUUCUUGGACAACUUUGAAAGGCAAUGUGCAUUACACCAGAUCCACAUCGAGGAAUGGCCCACCAUAAUGUCUGGAAAAUUAUCAGGGUGA